GUAAGGAACCCGAAGAGGAGUGAAGCAAGCAUAGAAUGACUUACGUGUCCAUCAAAUUAGAGGUGUCCUUAUUGUGGUUGAAGGCGCAUCCCUGGUCUUCGUAGCGGCAAUGGCCAUAUAUCAAGACGUUCCGACAGAGAGUGUCCUUUGUAUCUAAGAAGGAGCGGGUUGUCGCGUCAGAAGGGGUCCCAACAGCAUCCAUCUAUUUCCGAGAGGCACGCGGGUAGGGGGAAAGGCUGGCCAUGUAUGUCGCGCCUGUCAAUUCGGAGAGUGCAAGCACUUACCGCGUGUCUUGGGUCUUGGAGAGGCCAUCUGCCUCCCUCUGUCCGCAGUUCCGAAGCGCGUGUUCGCCAUUUGUACGGGAGGGCUUGGGAGUUCUCGUCAUGGAGCAGUCCUGAUGGUCGGGUCGGGAGGAAGGUGGUCGCCGCCCCUGUUCAUACAACCCCUACGUGCAUUUGGGCAACCUGGUUAACUCAGAUGCCCUGGCUGGGGACGGGUGCAGAUGGCCGGGUGGGAGGGGCAGAGGAGGGAGACGUGAAUGGACCUACAGAAGACCUCAAAGCACUCCCAUUUUCCCCGGCAGAAAAAGGGCGAGAACCCGCCCAUAGACCAAGCAACAGAGAGCGGGGGGAGAGGGUUGACCACGGGGAGUUGCGAGGAUCAAUUGGGCCUCGAGAAGGGCGUGGACGAGGGCGGCAAUAAGGGAUACAAAGGAGAGGAUGCGGGCGGGUUGGAAUUAACUGCAGUGAACGGAUAUGUAUAUCUAAUAGUUGAGGUUCUAA
This is a messenger RNA of Durotheca rogersii, 782 nucleotides long. RefSeq lists its product as uncharacterized. Lineage: Eukaryota; Fungi; Ascomycota; Sordariomycetes; Xylariales; Xylariaceae. The record is from RefSeq and is a predicted model, not a curated record. The transcript has a single exon. Bases 247 to 702 code for a protein of 151 amino acids.